Molecule: messenger RNA, 2922 nt
Organism: Lepus europaeus (European hare)
Lineage: Eukaryota; Metazoa; Chordata; Mammalia; Lagomorpha; Leporidae
Gene: UBE2V2
Product: ubiquitin conjugating enzyme E2 V2
Exons: 5
Coding region: 195-512 (105 amino acids)
Biological process (GO): protein K63-linked ubiquitination; DNA damage tolerance
Cellular component (GO): nucleus
Source: RefSeq, a predicted model, not a curated record
AGGAGAAGAUGGCGGUCUCCACAGGGGUGUGCAUCAGCAGGAAGCUGGAUUCGAGCUGACCUAGGACUUGAACCUGGGUCCUCUGAUAUGGAGUUAAAGUUCCUCGUAAUUUUCGCUUGUUGGAAGAACUUGAAGAAGGACAAAAAGGAGUAGGCGAUGGUACGGUUAGCUGGGGCCUUGAAGAUGAUGAAGAUAUGACACUUACAAGGUGGACAGGCAUGAUUAUUGGGCCACCAAGGACAAAUUAUGAGAACAGAAUAUAUAGUCUGAAAGUAGAAUGUGGACCUAAAUACCCAGAAGCUCCUCCAUCAGUUAGAUUUGUAACAAAAAUUAAUAUGAAUGGGAUAAAUAAUUCCAGUGGAAUGGUGGAUGCACGGAGCAUACCAGUAUUAGCAAAAUGGCAAAAUUCAUAUAGCAUUAAAGUUGUACUUCAAGAGCUAAGACGUCUAAUGAUGUCCAAAGAAAAUAUGAAGCUUCCACAGCCACCAGAAGGACAAACAUACAACAAUUAAUUUUAAUGGAUCUCAAACUUGUCUUAAAUCAACAACCUUCUACUCAUAUUAAUGUCUUGAUUAAAUAUCACAAUGCAGAAUACCCACACAUUCAGUAAAGAAUUCCAGCUGGUAUAUGUGACCCGGACAUUUGUAAUAUAUUUAAUAUAUGUACACCCAUUAUGUUUUCAGGUAACGGGAGGAAAAAUGCAGCACAAUUUUUCUUUCUCUUGUUGAGGCACUGUCAUUUAAACAUAAACCUGGAGUGCUCCAAGUAGGAUUCGGGUUUACAAGACGCAAGCGUGGCGAGACGUGUGAGAUGGCAGUGGAAACGUGUGUUUCUGAAAAGUAAAAAUCCCAAGAAGGACAAACAGAAAUGGCAUGCUUUAUCCAUCUUGCUUAGUGAAAGAGCUGCAGUUGAAAUUGUUUAAAGUAGCAGGUACAAUGAAUAUUGUCACAAAUUGUGUUAAAUUUUAAAGCGGUGUGGGUGCUGACUACUAGUAGUAUAAAAAUAUGUUCAGGAUUGUUUUGAUACCUGUAUUUAUAAUAAAAAAAAUGUUGGGGGGGUCGAUGAAUUUCUGUUAAAAGCUGUUCCUGUGUGUUACAUGUAACAGACAUGGUAAAUAUUUGUUUACAUUCUUUGUUUUAACAAACCAUGCAUUUAAGUUCAAGUGAAGUCAACAAAAAAAGAAAAUAGGUGUAUGGAUAUGUGAUUUUGAAAUUAAAGUUAGUCAUAAAAUGUAAAUAAAAUGUGGAAAGUGUCCUCGGAGACUGUGCCAUUUCUAUUAUGUUGAUACAAUUUGUGUACAGUACCUUGCCAAGGUAGCACAAAUUGGAAUUACUGUAGUUUUUCAUCUGUAAGCACCUUUUAGUAUAAUUCUGCUUUGUAUACUUGUGAAUUGGAAUUUGCAGAGUAUUUCACAGAACAAAUUACCUGAUUUGUUUAACUACCUUGGACAAGGAAGAAUCCCAGAUGUUACAUUUUAAAUUUGAUCUCACCAGAAAUAAUAUUAAAAUGAUUUUUGAAUUUAAUAAUUCUUAACAGAAUUAUAGAUUGCAAAUUAUUCACAGAUACAUGCUGUUUUACUUUGUAACAUCUUUUGCCUUUAUUUUUUCCCUGAAAAAUUUUGGUUAAUAGAUUGAACAAAUUGGAGACAUUUCCUUCUCCAGUUAAUGCUUUUAACGCUGAUGAGGACUAGUUUUAUCCACCCACAUUCCAUUAUAACAAACAUGUAAACUCUGAAGUUGAAAAUCCAUUUAUGUUCUCUUCAGUGACCUGAGGUCACUGUUCACUUCAAAGCACUGAGUGUACUGCUUUGUUGAAAAUGUUGUUUUCUUAUGUUAUGUAUUCAUUGAAGAAAAGAAAAGUGGUCAGGUAAACUCACCUUUCAUUUUGGUUGGCUUAAUAAUUUUACUCAACCUUCUCCCCAGUCUACAUAGGCAAACCAGAAUUAUGAAUGCCAAAAGUCAAAUUAGAUGUUUAAUCAACCUGGACAUAUAUUAAAAUAUUUUCUUACUUUUAUAGUACAACAAAGACAAAUUUCUCAUGCACGCCCUACAUGUCUGUGUUAUGCUCAUUCACAAUUAAAGCUUUGAACUGCUUUUUCUUGGUACAGUAAUGCCAAUGCAAUUUGUCUAAACUUACUAAUUUCCAUAUGACUAAUUUAUCUUAAUUAUCAAAGAUGUUUAAAAUGUUUUAAAAUUACAUGUAGAGAACAUACAAAUUAGUACAUGUGUGAUUUAUUAACAUAGAUUUGAAAUGAACUAUGACCUUGAAAUGUAGUCUUACACAUUUUUAGCCACUUAGGGGGAAAUUAGGUUGAUUUACUCUGAUGCUGUAAAAGCUAACUGAUGGUUUCAAUCAGUAUUUGGAAUAGCCUCUGCUUUGAAAGCCUGUCUUGCCCAAAUACCUGGAAGCUCAUAAUUAUUUGAGUGCUGUUUGCUGACUGAGGAUCCUAGGAACUUCAGUGGCUUGUCCUAAACCACUUCAGCUCUUGCGAAGUUUUCUUUUAUGCCCAAGCCUGUGUUGCCAGAGUCAGCCCCACAGUGUUUAUUUCUUCUCUUAUUUUUGGGACUAUGGAAUUCUGCAGAAAUCUGCAUGCCGGUUAACCAGCCUCCAAGGCAGACUCCAUUUUGCAUGUCACAAUCGAGAUGUGCCUGCAGUGUGAGACACACUGGUUGAUUAUAGGAGGAGUUCAUCUAGAGCCACUCUUAAGUAUAGUAACAUUUCUAAGACAGCAGUUUUGAAGCAAUUUUUCCUUUGUUUUGUAAAGUGGCUAAUGCCAUAGGUCUUGUGUGGUAUUAACCUUAAAUGAAUUGUGAAAUUGCCUUAGAAAUUUGUUUAAAAGGCCAGCAAGUAAGAUCCAUGAGGAUGAUCAUAUGUUAAUAAAAAUUAUAAAAAUAAAAUUCUUGUCCUGUUAGGUCAGUGUAA